UCUCUGUCUGUGCAGGAGGAGGAGAAGGAGAAGGAGGAAAGUUAUCUCCUCCAUCUUAUUAAUGGGAUAAUAAUGUGAUUGAUUGCUCAUCUCCCCGAGGGGAAAUGGUCCUUUCUGCUUCCUGAGAGUGCAAGACUCAUCAGACAGCUCACAGCUGGAAGGAUUCCUGUCCAGGAGCUGCACGCAGACCAGGAGCGGGUUCAGCCCGGGUUUUACCCCGUUUGGAAGACGCUCUGUGCAGCUCUCAGCUCGCUCGGUGGGGGGAUUAAAGAGGAGGAGGAGGAGGAGGAGGAGGGACAGGAGGAGGAAGGGGAAUCACGGCGCUUCAGGACGGCUGAGUCCCGGUGCGAUGCAUGGAGGCUGCUUGGAAAUGCUCCGGGUCUCCGGGGCGCAUGAGGCGGUUCCAACCGCAGCACCUGGGAGAUCCGGCCGCUGAUCCGCAGCUCCACGGAGCUACAGCACCAUAGGUUCGGCUGACAGGAGCGCGACUCUGUUCGGUAAAUCCACCGGAGCCGGAGGCACCGACAGCGCUGUGAUCUGCCCUGAAGGCUGCAUCACAUCUGCGUCGCAGUGUCGGUUUGCAUCUAUGCAAUUUAGUCUGGACUUCUCAUUUCAUGAUGAGCACAGAGGAGGCAGAGGCGGGUUCAGCCUGCGGGGAGGCGAGGGGAGGCGCCGCCAUCACCCGCUGCCACACCUGGGAUGAAGGCGAGCCGCACGGCGCCCAAGGACGUCCGCACCCCGAUGAUGAAGAAGAAGAGGCAGAGCAGGGUGAGGAGGGAGAGGAGGAGGAGGAGGGAGAGGAGGGAGAGGAGGCCCGGAGCUGCGGGGGGAACAACGCGGGGAAUAUCUCCUCCAGUGAGGAUGGAGCUGUCGGGGGCAGACCGUGCAAGGCGCAGGCGAUGCAUUCAAACUGCAGCAGCGAGACCUGCAUCCCCACGCCGAGCUGCCGGAUCUGCUUCCAGGGCGCAGAGCAGGGCGACCUGCUGAACCCGUGCCGCUGUGACGGCUCGGUUCGUUACACCCACCAGCACUGCCUGCUGAAGUGGAUCAGCGAGCGAGGCUGCUGGACCUGCGAGCUCUGCUGCUACCGCUUCCACGUCAUCGCCAUCAACAUGAAGAGACCGUGGCAGUGGCAGUCCAUCACCAUCACCCUGGUGGAGAAGGUGCAGAUCAUCGCCGUGUUCCUGGGCUCUCUCUUCCUGGUGGCCAGCAUCUCGUGGCUGCUGUGGUCAGCUCUCAGCCCGCAGGCCGUCUGGCAGCGCCGUGACGUCCUCUUUCAGAUUUGCUACGGCAUGUACGGCUUCAUGGACCUGGUCUGCGUAGGCUUGAUCGUCCACGAGGGGGCAGCUGUCUACAACGUCUUCAUGCGUUGGCGUGCCGUCAACCUCCACUGGGACGUUCAGAGCUACGACAAGGCAAAGGACAUGGAGGAGACGAGCACCGGCCAUUCCUCACUGUCCCCCAGGACGCUAUGGUUGCCCCUGGUCACCUUCGGGCCCAACGGCCCCUUACACCCCACUCAGCUGGGGCCACAGCCAUGGACCUGCCUCUGUUUGGCCCCUUUCUGCCCCGGCCUGUUGCCCCGAAACAACCUCAGCCAGGACAGUGACUCAGGAGAGGUGGUCAUCCGUGUAACAUCAGUGUAACACCAGGCGGUAUUUAUGCAGGAACAAAACAUCUGAUGGUUUACACUGUGUGGAAACACCCCGAGCUUCUCUGGGCGCUUUUUAGUAUUCCACAGUCUGAUGGAGUUUCUUUUUUUUUUAAUGUUUUUCUAAUGAGUUAUAAAUGUUAGUGUGCUCUGAGGCCGGUCCUCAAAAACUAUCCCAACAGUUAGACUGACUCGUGUGUGGUGGUGUUGUGUUUUAUUCUCAGCGUAGACAGAAAUAUGAACCACAUUCACCUCCAUCCUUUCUUUUUCCAAACCCAUUGUGCAGCGUGACGGUCUAGGGCUGCAGAGUUGGCUGCACCAGGUCAAUGUGGUGCUAAAAAAA
Larimichthys crocea (large yellow croaker) is the source of this 1994-nucleotide messenger RNA. RefSeq names its product membrane-associated ring finger (C3HC4) 11 (gene marchf11). The coding region runs from base 615 to 1646 and encodes 343 amino acids. NCBI's taxonomy places the organism in Eukaryota, Metazoa, Chordata, Actinopteri, Sciaenidae. The transcript has 4 exons. The record is from RefSeq and is a predicted model, not a curated record. Gene Ontology annotation, biological process: protein ubiquitination. Gene Ontology annotation, molecular function: ubiquitin-protein transferase activity; zinc ion binding.